GGGGGGUCCCGCCCAGGCCCGCUCUAGUCCUCAGAACGUCCCCAUCAGUGUUCCCGCCGGGCCCUCGCCAGGGGACCCCCAUCACUGCUCCCCCAUAAGAGCGCUUCAGAUAUCUGCCCCAUUAACGCCCCCAUGUAGGACGGCUGCCAAAGCGCCCUCAUUAGUGUCGCUCCCCUAAAGUGCUGCCAGGGCCCUCCACUAAUGCUUUCUCAUAGGAACGCUUCUACAUAGCCUCCAGUGAUUGUUUCCUCCAAGACAGCCCCCCAAAUGCCACCAGCAUUGCCCUCCCCCAUGCAGGGCAGCUACCCGUGAACCCUCUUUCAGCCUCUGUAAGUUGCCCCCAAGGAGUGUUGCAUUAGUAUUUUACAGCAGAACUGCCCCCCCAUUAUGUCCACACAACAGUCUUUCAAAGCUCCGAAGCCCCCUCUUCAUUGGCGUAAAAAUACGUUCAAGUCUGGUCAGAAUGCUUUUUUUUCCUUCUGCACCCCCCCCCACAAUUCCCCUUGAAAAGACCCCUUUCAACACCCCCUUUCCCCCCAUAGAACAGCUCCCUCUAGAGGUGUGUUCUCACACCCACAUCUUCUCCCCCUUCAGGUAGAAACAGCUGCCAAUUUAGCCCCCGGCUCCCACUCCAUCCUUCUCUCGGUCAGCUUCUAUCUUUGGUCCUUCCUCCCACAGAGCAGUGCCCCACAGUGAGGCCUUCCCUCUCAAAAUGCACCUGCUUUGCACUAGCAAGUCUGUCCUGACCUGGCCCUUCUCACCCGGCUCUCACUCCAUCUUCCUGGACUCCCUGGAAAAGACCCCCAGCUUUACUGGGGCAUGAGCUGUUUCUUCCCCAGGCAUUCAUUCAUUCUUCAUUGAAUGGAUGUGCACUGUUCUAGGUCCAGCUCAUGCAGCCAUGAAGGAAAGAUAAAUGCACACAGUCUGUUUUUGUGGGGUUUUACAGCCUAGUUAAGGAGACAGACCAAAAACAAGUAAACAAAUAAACAAGAUAAAUGCGGUUUUCUGGAUUGUUUGAGAGUCUGGUGAGCUGCUUCAGAGGUGAAACCUGAAUUAGCACUUAGUCAUGCGAAGAUCUUGGUGAACUGUUCCAGGCAGAGGGAAGAGCAGUGCAAGGGCCCUGAGGUAGCCAUGACCAUAGAGUAGCAGGGGAGGCCUGAGAGAUUGAUCUCAGGGCCUUGGAGAUGAGGGCAUUGUGAUCAUUAUCUGGCCUUUGUCAGCUCUACCAAGCCUAGAAUGUACUUCAUUUGUUCGUUCAUUGGUCAACAGCUGUUUAAUGUGUAGGUGGCUACACACUGGGCAUGCAGCAGAGAACAAAAUAGACAAAACUCCCUCUCCUUGUGAAGUGCAUAUGCUAAUUCACAGGGCAGACAAUUGAGCAAACAAACUACAUGUAUGUGAAGAAAAUGCAGCAGGAUAAGGAUAUAGAGCUAUGGGGCUACGGUGUCACAGAGGGUGGUAGGAGGGCUUCUUUAAGAGGUACUUAUCAUUAUCUUGUCCCUCCAAAAAGCCACGUACCAAAAAAUUAUCUCCUCCUCCUGGACAGCUGUGGCCACCCAGGGGUUGCUCUUACCAGCUCCCCUCCCCCAAGACUGAAAUGAUUAAUAGGAUGAGCCCUGGAUGCCACAAGUGUUCAUAUCUCUGAGCAAACCACUCCCUCUUUUCCUAGCCUCAUUCUCACUUGUUUAACAAAUAUUUUCGAAGACGGGCACUGUGCUAGGUUCUGGGGAUAAAGCAGUGAACAAAACAUAAAAAUCCUUGUGUGCAUGGAGUUUACCUUCUAGAGGGGGAGACACCACCACCAAGACAGAAUGCAUGGUUAAUUAGUGAUGCCAACUAGUAAAUAGAAAUGAAGUAGGCUGGGGAGAGCAGGAAUGUUGGUCUGGGUGACAGGUUGCAGUGGUCAUGGAAAGCCUCACUGAGAAGAUGACAUUUGAGCAAGGAUGUGAAGGAGGGAGGGGGUGAGACAUGUAUAUGUGGAAGUCAGAGCAUUUCAGGCAGAAGCAACAGCUAAUGCAAAGGCCGUGAGGCAAGAAUGGAGCUGGCCCAUUGGAGGAGCAGCCAGGAGGCUGUGGGGGCUGUGUAGGCCAUCAUAAGGACUUUGACUUUGAGUGAGAUGGGGGUCACUGCAGGGUUUUGAGCAGAGGAGGGUCAUGGUUUGGCCUUAGUCCUUUUGUCUUUAAAUUAUCUUACAAGUUCGUUGUAAAGUUUGAUUGAAACAAGCCACAUAAAGGACCUAGUAAUAGCAUUCAGUAAAUGCUGGUGACUAGUCCUGGGGUUGGUGGUCCUAGGAAGUGAGACAAAGAACAUUUGCAGUAAAAGGUGGAGUGGGGAACCUUCCUUUAUUUUGGAGAAAUAUUGAAAGACAGCAUGUUGUAGGGGGUAAUAGCACCCACAUUGGAGAUCUACCAUUUGCCUUCAGCUCCUGGCCCUGCCGCUUGUUAGUGGUGUGACUUUAGGAGAUUAAUUUACCUCCCUGGCCCUCAGUCUCUUUCUCUGUACAACUGAGUUAAUAAUUGUAACAAUUUUCUAGGGCUAUUGGGAAGAUUCAUUGAAUCAACAUGUGUAAAGGAUUUAGAGGUGUACUUGGUAUGUGGAAAGAACUCAUUCAAUGUCACAUGUUAUUAGAUGUACUGUUAUUGUGAUUAACAGAUGAGAAUUUUAUCACAAGGCAGCUUGUUACAGGGGAAUGGCCCACAGGUCCUGGCAUCAGAGAGAGCCCCAUUUCUUCAGUUUCCCCACUUAUGGAAUGAGACCAAUAAUGGCACAGGACUAUUGUGAUGCAUCAAGACGUUCCUAUCAAACUUGUCUAACAAUAAACACGAGCUAUUAGGAUUGUGACUGUAGUUGCUGUGGGACUCCUGUCCCUUGGGACCAUUCCCCCAUCAUGCCUCUGCAGGAAACCCUCCCGUGAUACAUAUCCCCUUAGAAAGGCACCAAUGUAAGGCCUGGGCCGCCCGAAAGUGGAAAUGUCUCUUGUUUCCCUGUGGAAAUAAUCAUGAGCCUGGUCAGUUCUGUCCCCCAAGAACACCCCUGCUUCUCUGUCAGGGGCAGCCCUUUGGGCCCUCCUCAUAACCUCACUGCCCCCCAGAUUCCUUCUGGAAAACCCCCUAGAUGUCAGCUCCAUCUCUGCUAAAUGUCUCCCUCUCUUCCUAGUGGAGUUCUGGUCACCUUAAUCUCAUCCCUUCACUCAUUCAACAAAUAUUUAUUAACAUAGGCAUUUAUAGUCAUAAAUUUACCUCUGAGCACUGCUGUAGAUGCAUUUCCCAAGUGCGACACGUUUCCAUUUUCAUUCAUCUAAUUUCUUUGGUGAUUUCUUUGUGGGCCCAUUGGUGAUUUAGAAGGGUGCUGUUUCAUUUCCACAUAUCAACAGAUAUUUGUGGAACACCCAUACUGUGCCAGACGCUGUGCUAGGUGCUGGGGUACAUUGGCUAACAUAGCGGGCCAAGUCCUUGCUGUUAGGUGAGGGGGACAGACAGGAAACACCAUAAGGAGAUAGACACCAUAAGUUGGUGGCAAUAACCAUGAUGAAAAAAUGCAGCAGGAUGAGGGCCUAGCAAGUAAUUUGGGGGUGUGGGGGGGGGUGUCAUCCCUCUUGGAAGUGACAUGUGAGCAGAGACCAGAAGGAGGCACAGGAGAAGAGUCUUGAGAUCUGGAGAAGAAUGUUCCAGGCAGAGGGCAGUCUCAUCACAUCACUGUUGCUCCUGCUCAGAAUGGGUCUCGCACUCCACUCCUGGUGGAGAUGGAGGCAAAUGCGGCGGGCGGCGGAGGCGGAGGCGGCGGCAUCGGGGGCGAGGACGGGGUGCACUUCCAGAGCUACCCCUUCGAUUUCCUCGAGUUCCUCAACCACCAGCGCUUCGAGCCUAUGGAGCUGUAUGGGGAGCACGCCAAGGCGGUGGCGGCUCUGCCCUGCACCCCUGGCCCCCCACCGCAACCCCCGCCACAGCCCCCACCGCCUCAGUAUGACUACCCGCCGCAGUCUACCUUCAAGCCCAAGGCUGAGGCACCUUCGUCGUCGUCGUCUUCGUCAUCCUCGUCUUCGUCAUCCUCACAGUCCAAGAAGCCUGACCCGCCCCUGCCGCCCGCCUUCGGGGCACCCCCGCCCCCGCUCUUUGAUGCUGCCUUCCCCGCCCCGCAGUGGGGCAUCGUUGACCUCUCGGGACACCAGCACCUGUUUGGGAACCUGAAACGUGGAGGGCCAGCAUCUGGGCCGGGGGUGACUCCGGGGUUGGCCACUGCCGUGGGGACCCCUGGGCCGCUCCCCUCCCCUUCGCAGACCCCACCGGGGCCCGCCGCAGGGGCGGCCUGCGACCCCACCAAGGACGACAAGGGCUACUUCCGCAGGCUGAAGUACCUGAUGGAGCGGCGCUUCCCCUGCGGCGUGUGCCAGAAGUCCUUCAAGCAGUCAUCGCACCUGGUCCAGCACAUGCUGGUGCACUCAGGGGAGAGGCCGUACGAGUGCGGCGUCUGUGGUCGCACCUACAACCACGUAUCCAGCCUCAUCCGCCACCGCCGCUGUCACAAGGACGUGCCGCCAGCCGCCGGAGGCCCAGCGCAGCCGGGUGCGCCUCUCCCGUCGCUGGGCCUGCCCACGUCCGCUGCCACCGGAGGGGGUGCCCCCACCGUAGUACCCACUGGCCCGUCCGCCACACCCGCAGCCCCCACUGCCUCAGCCGAUGGGAACGCAGCCCCCGGAACACCAGCUGGUGUGGGGGCGCCCCCGCCAGCGGCCGGGGGCGGUGAGGGCCCCUUCGCCUGCCCGCUCUGCUGGAAGGUCUUCAAGAAGCCCAGCCACCUCCACCAGCAUCAGAUCAUCCACACGGGCGAGAAGCCUUUCUCAUGCUCCGUGUGCAGCAAAAGCUUCAACCGCAGGGAGAGCCUCAAACGCCACGUGAAGACGCACUCGGCGGACCUGUUGCGCCUGCCUUGCGGGGUCUGCGGCAAGGCCUUCCGUGAUGCCGCCUACCUGCUCAAGCACCAGGCAGCGCACGCGGGUACGGCAGGGCCCCGGCCUGUGUACCCCUGCGACCUAUGUGGCAAGUCCUACUCAGCGCCACAGAGCCUACUCCGCCACAAGGCCGCGCAUGCGCCACCCACCGCCUCCGAUGUGCCCAAGGAUGCAGCGGCCACUAUCCCGCAGCCCACGGCUGCCUUCCCCCCAGGCCCUUACCUGCUGCCGCCCGACGCCCCUGCCACUGACAGUGAGAAGGCCGCAGCGGCCGCGGCAGCUGUGGUGUAUGGCGCUGUGCCCGUGCCACUUCUGGGAGCACACCCACUGCUGCUUGGUGGUGCAGGGACGAGCGGGGCGGGUGGUGCGGGCACCAGCGGUCCUGGGAAGACGUUCUGCUGUGGCAUCUGUGGGCGUGGUUUCGGGCGCCGCGAGACCCUGAAGCGCCACGAGCGCAUCCACACGGGUGAGAAGCCACACCAGUGUCCGGUGUGUGGAAAGCGCUUCCGCGAGUCCUUCCACCUGAGCAAGCACCACGUGGUGCAUACCCGCGAGCGCCCCUACAAGUGCGAGCUCUGUGGCAAGGUCUUCGGUUACCCGCAGAGCCUGACGCGCCAUCGUCAGGUGCACCGGCUGCAGCUUCCCUGCGCCCUGGCCGGAGCUACUGGCCUCCCCUCCACCCAGGGAGCGCCGGGGGCCUGUGGCCCAGGCGCCUCAGCCACAUCUGCAGGCGCCACUGAGGGCCUGAGCUACGCGUGCUCGGACUGCGGCGAGCACUUCCCGGAUCUCUUCCACGUCAUGAGCCACAAGGAAGCCCACAUGGCGGAGAAGCCCUACGGCUGCGACGCCUGCGGUAAGACCUUCGGCUUCAUUGAGAACCUCAUGUGGCACAAGCUGGUCCACCAGGCCGCCCCCGAGCGCCUGCUCCCGGCCACUCCCGGUGGCCCGCAGCCUCCGGAUGGCUCUGGCGGCUCCGAGGCGGCCAGCGUGCUGGACAAUGGGCUGGCGGGGGAGGUUGGGGCGGCCGUGGCGGCACUGGCAGGGGUGUCAGGGGGCGAUGACGCCAGUGGGGCAGCAGGGGCCGGGGGCGGCGGGGGCACCAGCUCGGGCCCCGAGCGCUUCAGCUGCGCCACAUGCGGCCAGAGCUUCAAGCACUUCCUGGGCCUAGUCACUCACAAGUACGUGCACCUGGUGCGGCGGACCCUGGGCUGCGGCCUCUGUGGCCAGAGCUUUGCCGGCGCCUACGACCUGCUCCUGCACCGGCGCAGCCACCGGCAGAAGAGGGGCUUCCGCUGCCCUGUGUGUGGCAAGCGCUUCUGGGAGGCGGCCCUGCUGAUGCGCCAUCAACGCUGCCACACGGAGCAGCGGCCCUACCGGUGUGGUGUGUGCGGCCGAGGCUUCCUGCGCUCCUGGUACCUGCGGCAGCACCGCGUGGUGCACACAGGCGAGCGGGCCUUCAAGUGUGGUGUGUGCGCCAAGCGCUUCGCGCAGUCAUCCAGCCUUGCGGAGCACCGGCGGCUGCACGCCGUGGCCCGGCCCCAACGCUGCGGCGCCUGCGGCAAGACCUUCCGCUACCGCUCCAACCUGCUGGAGCACCAGCGGCUGCACCUGGGCGAGCGCGCCUACCGUUGCGAGCACUGUGGCAAGGGCUUCUUCUACCUGAGCUCUGUGCUGCGCCACCAGCGUGCCCAUGAGCCGCCACGGCCCGAGCUCCGCUGCCCCGCCUGCCUCAAGGCCUUCAAGGAUCCUGGCUACUUCCGCAAGCACCUGGCAGCCCACCAGGGUGGCCGGCCCUUCCGCUGCUCCUCCUGCGGCGAGGGCUUCGCCAACACCUACGGCCUCAAGAAACACCGCCUGGCCCACAAGGCCGAGGGCCUCGGGGGUCCUGGAGCAGGGGCCAGCACCUUGGCUGGGAAGGAGACCUGACCAGAGGGCUUCACAUCUGCCUCUCCACUCAGUUGUCCCCUUCCAGACUUGCCCCUCCCCCAUCCUUGCUGUUGCCCCCUUUAUCCUUCAGAACUUCAGACAGACUAGCCCCGUUCAAGGCCAUGCUGUACAAACUCAAGGCUGAAUCACUCCCAACCUCGACCUCCCUGGCCCUCUCAUCCUGUCCAACACUGAACUUGAUCCUCCAUCCGACCCCGUUUUAUAACCUCCUUCAGUCCCCCACCCCAGCAGCAUUCUCCCCCACAAGCUUCGGUGGAGAUGGGCAUGAACUGCUCAUCCCCCUUCCUUUGGGAUCUGGCUGGACAGUGGGAUAUGAACAGAGUUGGGAGGGCACAUGGGGGCCUGGGCGCUCUUUUGGAUUGUGGGGUGGGGGGUGGGGUGGCCGACGCGGCUUGUACAGAGCAGAGAUAAUAAACCUUAUC
Molecule: messenger RNA, 7317 nt
Organism: Hipposideros armiger (great roundleaf bat)
Lineage: Eukaryota; Metazoa; Chordata; Mammalia; Chiroptera; Hipposideridae
Gene: ZNF865
Product: zinc finger protein 865
Exons: 2
Coding region: 3743-6874 (1043 amino acids)
Source: RefSeq, a predicted model, not a curated record